This is a messenger RNA of Rhododendron vialii, 464 nucleotides long. RefSeq lists its product as uncharacterized. Bases 1 to 213 code for a protein of 70 amino acids. NCBI's taxonomy places the organism in Eukaryota, Viridiplantae, Streptophyta, Magnoliopsida, Ericales, Ericaceae. The transcript has a single exon. The record is from RefSeq and is a predicted model, not a curated record.
AUGACGAAUCAGUUGGAGAACUUGGUGGAGUCGAUCAAGUCGAAGGUCCGAUCCCUGAAGAAGAAGACGACUCCGAAUUCCAAGAAGAAGCCGUACGUGAAGAUGGACAAGAGCGCCAGCGUCAAGGUCGAGAUUCGCAGCCGAAAGGCUCGAAAGCUCAUCGACAAGACCCUCCAGGUCGCCGAUCGCCCCGGCAAGCGCACCAUUUCCUGAUCACCGUUUCAUCUCCUCUCUCUCUCUCUCUCUCUCUCUCUCUAGAUCGAUAUGUCUAGAUGUGUGGAUAAAGACGGCCGAUUCUGCGUUUUCAGCGGUGAAUAUACCGAUCUUUGUAAGAUGUGUAUCGACGUCUGUGGUGUUUUGGAACCGUUUCGGUCUUUGGAUUUCGAAAUUAACUUAGUAUUUUUGAAAUAAUUUGUGCUCUGUUAAUAAUUGUUAAUUGCUAUAUGUGAGCGUCAAAUUGGAUA